Messenger RNA from Cynara cardunculus var. scolymus (artichoke), 903 nucleotides. Its product is annotated as ubiquitin domain-containing protein 2-like. The transcript is spliced from 4 exons. Lineage: Eukaryota; Viridiplantae; Streptophyta; Magnoliopsida; Asterales; Asteraceae. The record is from RefSeq and is a predicted model, not a curated record. The coding region runs from base 308 to 793 and encodes 161 amino acids.
UCCCCCAUUUUCCGGCGAAAACCUUUCCUUUCUCUCCCAUUUUCCGACGAAAACCCCACCCCCUUCUCCAGUUUCCUUUUCUUUUUCAUUCUUCCUCCUCCCCUUAUAUGGGUUUCAUCGAUGAUCUUGCUCCAAAACAACUCUCAGACUUCGACUCCUAAAUCCAUCGAAAACCCCCUAAAUCGAUAAGAACAAACAUGCCUAAUUCCGUUUUCGAAUGCAAAUCUGGGUUUGGGUUCUUCAUUUGCAUUUGGAACUUGUAUAUUCUUGAUGUUCAUCGAUGUUUCUUCAUUUUUGUUAAAUCAUAAUGCGUUCGCAAGAAUUAAAACCCCAUUUCUAUACAACAAAAUCGAUCAUAAUGGGUUGUGUUAAGUCAUCAAAUGUGGUUAAUGACCAAGAAACUGCAUGUUUCCGUGUUCCUGCACAUAAUCGACCUAACAGAUUAAGAAAGCCGAGGCCGUGGAGGCAUAACCGUCCGAUAACCGGGGAACAACUUACCAAUAUGCGCAACAUGUUCUGGCAUAACGCUCCACAUUUUGGUGGCCGACAAGAAAUUUGGAGUGCGCUUCGAGCUGCAGCUGAAAGUGAUUUACCGUAUGCACAAGCAAUUAUCGACAACAAUGGCAUUAGAGUCGAGAAUCCCUACAUGACAGUUUGCUACGAUGAGGGAGGUGCGAGAUAUGAGUUACCACUGUAUGUUUUAGCGGAGCCAACGAAUCUGGAAGGUUCUGUUCGUCGCCCGUUUGUGGUGAAUCGCCCGAAUAUUAUCGAAGAGACUCUUCGUAGGAGAUAAGAAGAGUGAUAUUUUUCGAAUAAGGACUGUAAAUCAUGAAUAAAAAUACAUUUUGUAUCGAGUUUUGUCGACUUUUAGUUAGCCAUUGAUGAAUAAGUGUAAUAAAUACA